CAGCUGCGGUGAAACCGAUAAACUAGACGGUAAACUCGAGUAACUUGAGAUGAGACGAGCUAGUUCGACGGUAUGCCGCGAGAUGGCGCUGAUAGAAAAUGAGUGAGGAGAGAGCGACCGUGUGGCCGGCAAAGUAGGCGCUCAGUACUCCCGGCCGAACUCCCGUUAUAAUGAAUACAGCACUUGUUGUCUGCACGGGCAGUGCGCCGAUCGCACGCCCUUCCACGCACGCGAAUGUGCCAUCCUCACAUUCGGACAAAAUUUCGCAUAUAAAAGUGUGCCGCACUAAUUAAUUCUUAUAUCACACCUAGUGCAAAUAACAAAAAUAAAUUCGCAAAAUGUGUUCAAGCAGUUUAGCAGUCUAUAUUUAUCUGACAUUAGCAGUAAGCUACGUGAUAGCAGACUGCGGGCCAAGACUGAAGUAUGCCUGGGGAGACGCACUUCAAGGCACAGACUGUCCGGGACCUGAUGGAUCUCCAUAUCCUAGGCAUUUAAUAAACCGGGCACUGAAGUCCGGGCCGUGGGGGCAGUCGUCGCGCCAGGGGCGCACGUCGCGUACAGUGGACCCCGCAUUGCUGCGGCGAGCAUUGUUGGACGCCCACGAGGCGCGUACCGAAGGAGCUGUGGUCAAGCCUGCUAACAGGACUGGUCGAGCGACCAACCUGCCGGGGCUAUCUCCAAUGAGCAGCAACUCCUGCGGCGGGUCCCGGCUGUGUCGCACGCGGUACAACACCACAGCGCCGAUGUACGGAGUGUCAUUGACCUCGGGCCAGCCAGUCACCAUUGUGCAGAAGUUCCCGGACUUACUGCAGCAGGUCGUCUUCGAGGUUUGCGAAUCGAGUGAAUGCUCGUUAGUCCGGGGGUCCUGCACACAGACCUACGUCCCGUACUUGUUCCUAGUGCUACCCCUAGGGCCAGUGACGCUAACGGGACAAGACUAUGUGUUGGUGGAAUCGGGCUGCGUGUGUCGACCCGACCCUCUCUAACAGUGUUGCUAGUAGGAAAUUGUUGGGAGAUGUGUUUGGUAAGCUUGGAAGUCAAUGGGGCUUAUGAAGUGGCUCAACCUUUAAAAUGGUUCAACCUCUAAAAUGGUUCCACCUCUAAAAUGGUUCAACCUCUAAAAUGGUACAACCUCUAAAAUGGUUCAACCUCUAAAAUGGUUCAACCUUUAAAAUGAUUCUAACUUUAAAAUGGCUCAACUUUUAAAAUAGAUGAUCGCAGAUUCUCGUGUUAUUUUUUUGACAAGACGUAAUAGGUUUGUAUCAGAUGGCAUUAACUACUUGGCCGGACAAAGCAGAUUCUCGUGUAAAACAAUAUUAAGUUUAUUGCAUAUCGUCUUACGAAGCAUCCUCUUUAGAACUACACUUCUCAACAAAAAAUCGAAACCUCUCGCAAUAUUUCGUAAAUUUUAUCACAAAAAUAUUAAAUGCGAGUAUUAGGAAUAAAAAAUAAAUGUAAUUUUAAAGUGGGUAAUAAUUCGUAGGUUUUUAAUUCUUAAUAAUGAUGUUCUAAAUUCAAAUUUAAUUGACGUGAUGAUUUGACAUAAAAGAUUUUAAUUAUUUUAUUAUAAUAACUGGCAGAAUAUGCCUUUAGAGCUAUUAACCUUUCACGACCCAUUGACUUCCCUAUUUCUAUUGACCUAAUGGUAACUUAAUUUUGUCUUCAGAUACAUCUUGCCGUGUGUAUUUUUACCCGACUGCCAAAGGACGAGGGUAAUGUUUUUACCAUCCGUGUUUUAAUUCCGUCCAAACAUCAAAAAAAUGUUUUGUAAUUGUGAGGUUUCCAAACUUCCAAGAUACUUAUACAAAAAUGUGCAUUUACUUAUUUAAGAGAUUUAUGGCUCGUUUUAAAUCGCCUAAUAUAAUUAUAUUUAUGAGCCAUAACUAAGUACUUAUUAAUGCAUUUAUGAAAAAGUAUUAUUGGUUUAACUAAAUGUUUAAUAAUUCUGUAAAAUUGCCGAAAAAUUCAACGAUUUUUGAUAAUUUUUCGGCCAUGUUACGGUUCGUAUUCGUACAUAAAUUCUAUAUAGACUGAAUUUAUUAUUGUUAAUUUAUUUUAUAGAUAUUUAUUCUUCCAAACUGUUACAACGAUAAAUAUUUAUGUCUAGAAUAGUUUAUUUGUAAUAUAUUUUGAAUUAUCGAUAAAAUCGCCUAAACGCUCAAGUUUCAUAGAGUAAUUUUUAAUUUAUGAUCAACGAAUGUAUCAAAGAUUUAAUAAAUUCUUUAAUAUAA
Pectinophora gossypiella (pink bollworm) is the source of this 2231-nucleotide messenger RNA. RefSeq lists its product as uncharacterized. The record is from RefSeq and is a predicted model, not a curated record. The coding region runs from base 339 to 986 and encodes 215 amino acids. NCBI's taxonomy places the organism in Eukaryota, Metazoa, Arthropoda, Insecta, Lepidoptera, Gelechiidae. The transcript has 5 exons.